UCUGCGGUGCAUGCUGGGAACUGUAGUUCGCGCGGCCUCUCCCUCGCGGGUAGCCGGGCUCAGGCGGAGCCGCAGGCGCGGGAACGGGGAGGGGGCGAAGGCGGGGAGGCCGUUUGCACGCUCGGACUCCCGGCGCAAGCCCGCCUCUAGCGGGACCGAACCGGCAGCGGGCGCCUCCUAGCCCUGCCCACAGGACAAGCCCCGCCCACCGGACACCACGGAAGAGCCCGAGGUUUUCCUGCAUUUCCUGCUCUUCUCUGAGGCCAGCUUGGUCCUUCGUCAUGUGGAGGACAGGAAGGGAGUGACAUUAGCACCUGCUGUGGCAAUGGAAGAGUUUCGAAGGGCCUAUAUCCAGUUGUGUAAGGAGAGUGGUGUUCAGCCACAGGAGACAGUCCUGCAGCAGCUACAUGAGCUCCGGGAGGGGCCAGGACAAAGCCACUUGAAUUUUGCCACCCAGAGCCUUUCUGUGGAUACAUGCAGAGUCCUAGGGAAGCUUUUACAGGACGAGAUCCUGUUUACGGAGAUCCUGCUGAGUGACUGCAUGCUGAAUGAAGAAGGGGUCAGACAUCUGCUGAAUGGACUUUGCUCCAACACUGUAGUAAAAUCUUUGGACUUGAAGGGGAAUAACCUGCGAGCUCUGGGUGCUGACUCUUUGGGGAAACUCCUCAGGCAGAACAAAUCCAUCAGAAGCCUCACCUUGGAGUGGAACAGCCUGGGCAUGUGGGAGGAGGGCUUUUCCCUCUUCUGCCAGGGACUAGGAGGCAACCGCUUCCUCCAGUGGCUGGAUCUGCGCAAUAACCAGAUUAACCACCAGGGAGCAGGAGAGCUGGCCAUGGCCCUGAAAUGCAAUUCCAGCCUACAGGAGCUGGAUUUGCGUUGGAAUAACAUUGGGCUCCUGGGGGGCCGAGCGUUACUGAGCUGUCUGCACAGCAACAAGACCUUGAGGAGACUGGAGCUGGCUGGGAACAACAUCCCCAGUGACAUCCUGAAGGCUGUGGAACAAGCCAUGGAUCACAACCAGGAUCGCCAGACCAUUCUGGCUGAGAACCACAGCCGGACACGCGUGCUCAGUAAGGAGAUGUUUAAUCUGAAGGAGGAGAAGACUAAGCAGUUCCUGGAUUUGAUGGACACUAUUGAUAAACAGAGAGAAGAAAUAACCAGGAGCAGCAGGACAUCAGCAGCACGAGUUGGCCAGUUACAGGAAGCCCUGAAUGAGCGGCAGUCUGUCAUGAAUUCAUUAAAAGCCAAACUGCAGAUGACUGAAGCUGCAUUGGCUCUGUCUGAGCAGAAAGUGCACAACUUGGGAGAGCUGCUGAGUGCCACAAAGCAGGAGCAAGCCAGCAUGACUGAGUGCCAGUUGAAGGAGCUCCGGCAGCAAAAACAGGAAGCUGCUGAUCGGGAAACAAAGCUGCUCCGGGACCUAUCUGCUGCCAAUGAGAAAAACCUGCUUCUAAGAAAUCAGGUGGAUGAGCUAGAGAGAAGGUGCAAAGCCCAGCAGGACCAGCUGUUCCAGGUGAAGCAAGAUUUGACAAACACAACAGCAGAGCUGAAACUGCGGGCCGUGCAGGCAGAGGAACGCCUAGAAAUGGAGAAGAGGAGAUUUAAACAGGGCUUGGAAGAUGUGGAAUCCCUUCGAAUGAAAGAGGUGGAUCACAUGACACAUCACAUGGAGGCAAGUGAGCGCUCCAUGCAGGAGAGAAUCCAGAGGCUGGAAGCCAUCCGGAUUGGGCUGGAGGAGGAGCUGAGCCGAGUCAAAGCAGCAGCAUUUGCUGAGCGAGGUCAGGCAGAGGAGGAGUUAAUCAAAGUCCGGGGCCAGGCCAGGCUGGAAGAGCAACAGCACCUGGAUCACUUGGAAGAGAAGCUACGGCUGAUGACACAGUCACGAGAUGAAGCUCAGAACUACUGCCUUCAGCAGAAGCAGGCAGUGGGAGAGGCACAGGCCAAGGUCAGCCAGCUGACCCUGCAAACCGAAGGGUUCAAGAGGCGCGUGGAGGAACUACAACAGGACCUGAACGGCAAGGAGCAGGAGAAGGUGGCUGAGGUGAACAAAGUGAGAGUGGAGCUGCAGGAGCAGAUUGGACACCUGCAGGCUGAAAGGACAGCACAGGAAGGGCUGAAAGAGAAGAUUGCUGCCCUGGAGAGGCAAUUGAAAGUGUUAUCAAGUAACCACCGGGAGGCCCUGCUGGAUAAAGAGAGUGAAAUCUCUACUCUCCAGGAGAAGCUGAGGAUGAAAGAGGCUGAGAUCUCCAGGAUGAGGGAAGAGGAGGCCCAACGAGCUAGUUUCCUGCAAAACGCCAUCAUGGCCUAUGUGCAGGGCUCUGCCCUUGGAGCCUUCAGCCCUAGGAAAUGAGCAUGUCCUAAGGAAUUCCAGGUGCCUGCUGUCAGGAAUAGGGGGGCGUGAUCUGUGUGCAGCUCCUUUUUCCAGAACAUGCCUGGUUUCUCAGGAGAGUGGUGUUACUCCUCUCUGAAGCACAAGGGGGUCACAGACACAGAAUCCCUCAGGCCAUUCAGAAAUUCUGCUGCUGACAGAAAUGAGGUCUGAAGAAAGCAACUAGCCAAGCUGGGGUAGGGAUAGCCAGGACUGAGUUCUCCCACUUCACCGUGUUAGGCCCUGUCCACACUAGAGCUUGUAACAGUCUUUG
Molecule: messenger RNA, 2642 nt
Organism: Malaclemys terrapin pileata
Lineage: Eukaryota; Metazoa; Chordata; Testudines; Emydidae
Gene: LRRC45
Product: leucine rich repeat containing 45
Exons: 18
Coding region: 326-2350 (674 amino acids)
Cellular component (GO): centrosome
Molecular function (GO): protein binding
Source: RefSeq, a predicted model, not a curated record